UCCUCCUAGGCACACAAAUUGCUGCUUCAGUAGAAGUAUCAAACUACCACAUACUAGAGGAUUGUACAAGUGUAUAAUAAGACUAGUGAGAUCACAAACUCAAGGGCCAUCUUACGAGGCCUGCGAUUAACAUAGAUCUUCUAUCAUGGUUCACAACAUCAUCACAAAAUCUGUUGGAGUCUUUUUGAUCGUCGCAGCUCAUAUGGUUUUUAUUGACUGCAGCAGAGCACAGGUCAAAGGGAUCCUCGGGUCAAACAUCACUCUUCAGUUCACAUUUAACAUCAGCAUCACAAACGAUAGUCAUUUUGCCAUUUAUAGAAAUGUACUACCAGACAGUCAGGAGAAGAUUGCAGAGUACUCACAUGGACAACCUAAGCCAGGGGUCCAUUUUAAUACUUACCCUAGAAAUGGUCAUGUAUUUUACCACAUAAAGAAUCUCAGUCUAAGUCACGGUGGGCCUUAUUGGGCCAGUUUCUUUAUGGAUUCAGAAGGGUUUCCCACAGAAAGUGAGAAGGUGCUGCUGAUCGUGCUGGAGGAGGAAAAAAAAAGCACAGUUCCUACAGGUACUACAGAGCAGGAUGAGAGCCUAAAGAAAGGUGGGGGAAAUUCCAGCAUCAUGACUUCUGUCCUCGUGGUUUCACCUGUGGUGCUGCUGGCUGCAGUCCUUACCGGGCUCAUCUGGUGUCUCGUGAGAACCAAAGACAAACAAGAUACAUCAACUCAUCAAAACUCCAAUCCCACAAUACAAGUAAGAGCACACUUACACUAACUAUUCCUUAUCAUUAAAGAUUUAAGCGCAAAGUAAAUGUUUAACACGUGCAG
Molecule: messenger RNA, 822 nt
Organism: Labrus mixtus (cuckoo wrasse)
Lineage: Eukaryota; Metazoa; Chordata; Actinopteri; Labriformes; Labridae
Exons: 4
Coding region: 146-769 (207 amino acids)
Source: RefSeq, a predicted model, not a curated record